AGUAGAAUCUCAUGUAUCGAAUUUAUAUUUUCACGCACCCCAUCACUAGUUAUUUUAGUUCUUUUCGUUAUCAAGCAAGAUGGCGGACCAGACAGAGAAAGCGUAUCAGAAACAACCUACGGUGUUCCUGAACCGUAAGGGGGGGCUGAAGAAGAAGGACAUGAGACACUCUAAGAGUGUCGGUCUCGGUUUCAAGACUCCUCGUGAGGCUAUUGAAGGCACCUACAUUGACAAGAAGUGCCCGUUCACCGGCAAUGUGUCCAUCCGUGGGCGCAUCCUGUCCGGAGUUGUGCAGAAGAUGAAGAUGCAGAGGACCAUUGUCAUCCGACGAGACUACCUGCACUAUGUCAAGAAAUACAACAGAUUCGAGAAGAGACACAAGAAUAUGCCCGUGCAUCUGUCACCUUGCUUUAGGGAUGUGGAGUUGGGAGACAUCGUCACCAUCGGCGAAUGCAGACCUCUAUCCAAGACUGUACGUUUCAACGUACUGAAGGUUUCCAAGGGCAAGGGCUCGAAGAAAUCCUUCAAAAAGUUCUAAGCUAAUAAAAU
This is a messenger RNA of Plutella xylostella (diamondback moth), 549 nucleotides long. RefSeq names its product ribosomal protein S11 (gene RpS11). The record is from RefSeq and is a predicted model, not a curated record. Gene Ontology annotation, biological process: translation. Gene Ontology annotation, molecular function: structural constituent of ribosome. Gene Ontology annotation, cellular component: cytosolic small ribosomal subunit; ribosome. NCBI's taxonomy places the organism in Eukaryota, Metazoa, Arthropoda, Insecta, Lepidoptera, Plutellidae.